AAGAAAUCAAAUCCAGUUCCGCCACGUAUCCAAAAUCAGUACUAACAGUUCCUACGUGGCAUCUUGUGAGCCUAGAUCGUACUCCGUGAGCGCAAGUCUCGGCAACACUAGAUCGACUCCCCGUUCUUCAUGAUUGACCCCGCUAGUGAAAUUUAGUUGACGAAGUCCCCUAAGGAGCAGAAGAUCUCUGCCGGAAGCCAGACCUGCUCCUGCUUCUGCUCCGGAAUUUGGUCGAUCUGUCUGCUCCAUUACUUGAGAGAGUUGAGGAAAGAUCGAAACUGGUGAAGAUAUAGCCAGCGCUAGCCAGGGAUCAGAGCGGCAGUAGUUGUUGAAAAUGGCGGGCUACGGGGAUCCAAGUCAGAAAGUGGACUACGUCUUCAAAGUGGUGCUGAUCGGAGACUCGGCCGUCGGGAAAUCUCAGAUACUCGCUAGAUUCGCGAGGAACGAGUUCAGUCUCGACUCCAAGGCCACGAUCGGCGUUGAGUUCCAGACCAGGACUAUGGUUAUCCAGCACAAGAGCGUCAAGGCUCAGAUCUGGGAUACUGCCGGCCAAGAGCGAUACCGAGCUGUCACGAGUGCAUACUACAGGGGAGCCGUAGGGGCAAUGCUGGUGUACGACAUAACCAAGCGUCAAACCUUCGAUCACAUCCCACGCUGGCUAGAAGAGCUGCGGGGCCAUGCUGACAAGAAUAUAGUCAUCAUACUGAUUGGCAACAAGUGUGAUCUCGAGGAUCAGCGGGCAGUAUCCACGGAGGAUGCCAAGGAGUUCGCCGAGAAGGAAGGCUUGUUCUUCCUGGAAACCUCCGCGCUGAAUGCAACAAACGUCGAGAGCGCCUUUGUGACCGUGUUGACAGAGAUCUUCAACAUUGUGAACAAGAAGAGUCUAGUGGCCGACGAGAGUCAGGGCAAUGGCAACCCGGGGUCAUUAGCUGGUAAGAAAAUCCUUGUACCUGGCCCCGCACAAGUGAUUCCGGCCAAGAGCAGCAUGUGUUGCACCUCGUCGUGAAAACGUUAACUGAGAGGGGUGAGUAAUUCGAAAGGGGACUAGUGGAUUUUUUUCGAUAGCAGAAUUUUUGGAAGCGUGUGAUGUAUUUUGUUUUGUAAAUUUCCCGUUUUGCCUAUUGAUUUGUACGGUCUUAUUAUAUGGAAGCUAGGAACUUUACACAUUGCUUUGUAAUUGAAAAUUUCCUCGUCCGAACAUGAGCAGUUAUCUACUACUUGUUUCUGCCUUUUUUUUUUUUAA
Linum tenue is the source of this 1243-nucleotide messenger RNA. NCBI's taxonomy places the organism in Eukaryota, Viridiplantae, Streptophyta, Magnoliopsida, Malpighiales, Linaceae. The record is from the annotation of a GenBank genome assembly.